Messenger RNA from Talpa occidentalis (Iberian mole), 5353 nucleotides. RefSeq names its product DLEC1 cilia and flagella associated protein (gene DLEC1). The record is from RefSeq and is a predicted model, not a curated record. The coding region runs from base 1 to 5196 and encodes 1731 amino acids. Gene Ontology annotation, biological process: negative regulation of cell population proliferation. The transcript has 37 exons. NCBI's taxonomy places the organism in Eukaryota, Metazoa, Chordata, Mammalia, Eulipotyphla, Talpidae.
AUGGAGACCGGCGAGCCGAAGGCGCCGCCGGUUCCCGAGCCCGGGUCCUGCGCGCUUGCUGGGGCCAAGUGGACGGCGACCCCGCGCCCGGCCCGGCCCCGCAGCCCUCGCCAGCCACCCUGGCUGUGCCCCCUCGCCCACCCCGCCGCCUUCCACGGUGGCCUCCGGGGCCGGCCCGGCCGCCUCGCGCCGCUGCCCGAGCCGCACCUGCUGCGUCUGCGCCCCACCUCGUUGCGCACCCAGGACAUCGCCCACUUGCUCACGGGCGUCUUCCGCGGCUUGUACACUGCCGAGGUCAUCGGCGAAGAGGUGAGCGCCAACUUGAUCAAGGCCCGCGGCAGCGAGGAUGUGCGCCACGAAAAGUUCGUGGACGAGCUGCAGCAGAUUCGGGAGCUCUAUAAGCAGCGCCUGGAUGAGGCUGAGAUGUUGGAAAGACACAUCAUUGAAGCUCGAGCCAGGGACCUGGCGGAGAGAGAGCGGGUCACACGGCAGAUCCAACUAGAGGCCACUGCGUCGUUUGAAAUGCCUCCAGUGAAAUCUAUCUUCAGAUGGUGUGUGGACAAUGAGUUGCUACAGAAGCAUCACUUGAUCUGCCCAGAUGAUUACUACAGUGACCCAGCACCCUUCUGCUCGGCACCAAAAGGCAACUUUGACCCGAGAUGUAAAAAAAUGACAUUUAGUUGUGAGAUGCAUGCCGUCCCAAAGCAAGAGCUGACCAAGAAGGCUGGACCUUCUUGCAAGAAGCUGCUCCCUAAGUUAGAAGAGUCAGACUACACUCUGGACAGCCUGACGUGGGACUUGCCUUCAAAGGUCAAAGUCAGUACCAAGGAAACUGUCAAGGCAGGUCCACCAAAGAAUAAAAACUGGAUGAAUCACUUACGUAUGCCCCAGAGAGAGCUGGAGCGACUUCUGCUUGCCAGAAUGGAGAGUCGGAACCACUUCCUGAAAAACCCUCGUUUUUUCCCUCCUAACACUCAGAAUGGGGGCAAGUCUCUUCUCUUUCCUCCAAAGCUGCCAGCACUGAGGGGAACAUGCCAGAAUGUGGACCGGGGCCAGAGCUGCUGCGCUGACACGCCAGUGUUUCUUGCUAAGCCAUCAGUUGCAUUUUUCACGGAUUAUGAAAUUGGAUCAGUGUAUAAGAUGGUAAUCUCCCUGCAGAACAUCACCUCGACCAGCCGCUUCCUGCGAGUCCUCCCGCCUUUCACUCCGUACUUCUCUCUGGGAUUGGGGAUGUUCCCCGGAAAAGGUGGAAUGGUGGCUCCUGGAAUGAUCUGCCAAUACACUAUUCAGUUUUUUCCCGACUGCCUUGGGGAUUUUGAUGAUUUUAUUUUAGUUGAGACUCAGUCGGCUCACACGCUCCUGAUUCCCCUGCAGGCCCGGAGGCCUCCCCCGGUGCUGACUCUGUCGCCUGAGCUGAACUGUGGCUACUGCCUCAUUGGCGGAAUAAAGAUAACCAGAUUCCUCUGCAGAAAUGUGGGCUUCAGUGGCGGCAGGUUCUGCAUUAUGCCUAAGAAGAGCUGGCCCCCGCACAGCUUCAGGGCUGUUGCAACCCUUGGCUUUGUUGAACAACCUCCCUUUGGAAUCCUGCCUGCUGUGUUCGAGCUGGUGCCGGGGCAGGCCAUCUUAGUGGAGGUCUUGUUCCUCCCAACAAACCUAGGAAAGGCAGAGCAGACCUUUGUCAUCGUGUGCGACAACUGCCAGGUCAAGGAGGUGGUGACCGUAGGAAUCGGGCAGCUGGUUGCAUUGGAUCUGGUCUAUGUUUCUGGUGAAAAAAGUCAACCGGAGCCAGGGGAGUUCACAGACUUAACAGCCCAGCACUUCAUACGCUUUGAGCCUGAAAACCUUCAGUCCACAGCCAGGAAACAGCUGAUUAUUAGAAAUGCUACGCAUGUGGAGCUGGCCUUCCACUGGCAGAUCACGAAGCCCAACCUGAAGCCCCUGAUGCCCGGAGAAGCCUACAGUGCCGACAGCAUCAAGUGCCACCCCGACAGGGAGACCGCCUUCUCCAUCACGCCCCAGUGGGGGGUUUUCAACCCCCACACAGACCACGAGUUCACCCUGAGCUUUUCUCCUCAUGAGCUGAGAAAUUUUCACAGUGUGUUCCAGUUGGUGCUUGAGGAAAUCCCAGAGCCCGUGAGUUCACAACUGGAAAACCUGGAGGAGCCCUCCUAUACGUUGGAUGACGUGAUUGUCCUGGAAAUCGAGGUGAAGGGCUCAGCAGAACCAUUCCAGGUUCUCUUAGAACCAUAUGCCCUCCUCAUCCCUGGGGAGAACUACAUUGGCAUAAAUGUGAAGAAAGAGUUUAAGAUGUGGAACAACAGCAAGUCCCCUAUCAGAUACACGUGGGGGAAGAUCAGCGACGUGCACAUCAUUGAAGUGGAGCCCUGCGUGGGGGCCAUAGAACCCAGCGAGGUCGAGUAUUUUGUGUUGAGCUUUACCGGGGGUGUCCCUGGGCCGACCAGUCACGACCUGCUGUGUGAAAUCAAAGACUCCCCCUUGCCGGUGGUGCUGCACAUCGAGGCGGCGUUUAAGGGGCCUGCUCUCAUCAUCAAUGUCUCAGCCCUCCAGUUUGGUUUGCUUCGCCUGGGGCAGAAAGCCACGAUCUCCAUCCAGAUACAGAACAUCAGCCAGCUCCCAGCCGUAUGGCACAUGCAGGAGAGCCCGGAUUGCCUGGAAGAAAGGCAGGAGAAAGUGUCUCCUUUGGACAUCGAGCCCUCCAGCGGCCAGAUCCACCCUCUGGGGGAGUGCAGGGUGAGCGUCACCCUGGAGGCCUCGUGCUGCCAGCGCCUGCAGACGGUCCUGGAGCUGGAGGUGAUGAACGGGCCCUGCAGCUACCUGCCCGUGUAUGCCGAGGUGCAGCAGCCCUAUGUGUACCUGCAGAGCAGCCAGGUGGAGGUCAGCCAGCUCUACCUGGGUGUGCCCACAAAAACAGCUGUCACCCUCAUCAAUGGCACACUUCUGCCCACCCACUUCCACUGGGGCAAGCUCCUGGGACAUCAAGCAAGCUUGUGCACAGCAAGAAUCUCCCCCAGACAAGGCACACUGGGCCCCAGCGAGGUGCGCCACCUCCACCUGGAGUUGACUGCUCACACCAUGGAAGAGCUGACUGAUCUGGCCCUGCCUUGUUAUGUGUCUGGCAUGAAGAAGCCUCUGGUGCUGGGAAUUUCUGGGAAACCUCAGGGACUGCAAGUGGCCAUCACCGUAUCUCCGGUGGACUCUGAGGGCAGUGUUCCCAUCGCCGAGCUGUGGCCAGGUCACCCCGAGGAGCGCCGCCUGGACUUUGGCUCAGCAGUGCCACUGAGGACCCAUGUGACUCGCCAGCUCAUCCUGACCAAUUACUCCCCAAUACAGACCCCCUUCACCCUCAAGUUUGAGUUCUUUGGGAGUCCUCAAGACAACUUAAGUCAGAAGCCCAGCCUCCCCGACUUGCACCCCACCCUGCUGAAGACAGCGCGCAUGCGAGAGCUCUUGGCCAAGCGGGAGCAGCAGGUUUUGAUGGAAAGCGUGUUGUCUCACGGGAAGGGAGCGGCCUUCUUCCCCAAGGUUCCCCAGGGCAUGCUGGGGGGCCACCAGCAGCUCAGCAUCGACCUCACAGGCUGUGCCAACAUGUGGGGUGAAUACUGGGACAACCUCAUCUGCACGGUGGGAGACCUGCCACCGACAGUGAUCCCGGUGCACAUGGCAGUGGUGGGCUGCCCCAUCAGCUCCCAGAGGACCACCUACCACAUGGCUGGCCAGUGCCAGAAGGAACCCAUCGUCAGGUUCAGCACCCAGGUCUCUGGAGGAGACACAAUCACCCGAGCCCUUCGCCUGAAUAACUCCAGCCCAUGUGACAUCCGCCUGGACUGGCAGACGUACGCGCCGGAGGACGCGGCGGACCGGCUGGUGGAGCUGCUGGUGUUCUCCGGUCCGCCUUUCCCGCGGCUGGGCCAGGCCGGGAGCGAGCUCGCGUGCCCCAAGACCCCCGAGAGCGGCAGCCUCCUGGGGUCCUCAAGUCUCUCCAGCGUGUCGGAACUCAGCCAGGGCACCCCCGUGUCGGCCGAGGACAGCGCCAGCGCCGGGGAGGGCGCCGCGCCGAUGAUCUCGGUCGUCCUGCGGGCGCACGACGGGGUGCUCUCAGACCACCCCUACAGCGUCAGCCCCAAGCAGGUGGUGGUCCCCGCGGGGGGCAGCAGCACCAUCUUCGUCUCCUUCACACCCCCGGCGCUCGGCCCCGAGGACCCGCACAAGGUGGAGUGCGCUGGCUACGCCCUGGGCUUCCUGAGUUUGGACGACGAGGUGGAGAGGGAGCUGCCGGGGAGGAGGCGGCGUCUGCAGGACUUCGCCGUGGAACCCCUGAGGCUGGACCUGCACAGCUGCGUGAGGCCCACACAGCUGAGCGUGGAACUAGACUACGGCGGCGGCGUGGGGUUCCGGCACCAGGCCAGCGAGCUCAUCCCCGAGCAGCCCUGCUCCGGGGUGCUGAGUGAACUGGUGACCACCCACCACCUGAAGCUCACCAACACCACGGACAUCCCGCACUACUUCCGGCUCCGGGUCGCCAAGCCGUUCUCCGUGUCUCAAGACGGGGCCGGCCUCAGGAGCAGAAACCCCGGCCCCAGCCGGCAGCUGGUGCUUCGCCCACAGGAGAACAUGCUGGUGAACGUGUCCUUCUCCCUCUCCCUGGAGCUGCUCUCCUAUCAGAAGCUCCCCGCUGACCAGAUGCUGCCCGGCGUGGACAUUCAGCAGAGCGCCAGCGGGGAGAAAGAGAUGGUGUUUACGCAGGCUCUGCUGCUGGAGUACAGCAACCAGACCACACAGGUGGUGCCCCUGCGAGCCAUUGUGGCCGUGCCUGAGCUGCAGCUCUCCACCAGCUGGCUGGACUUCGGGACCUGCUUUGUGAACCAGAGGCGGGUCCGGGAAGUCUACCUGAUGAACCUGAGCCGCUGCCGGAGCUACUGGGCUGUGCUGAUGGGCCAGCCGGACAAGGACCCUAUGGCUUUCAGCGUCUCCCCAAGAAGUGGGCAGCUGGAGGCGCGACCAGUUAAUGCACCCCCAACCUCCAUCACCCUGCAGAUCUUCUUUACUGCCAGGAGCAGUCAGCUGUACGAGUCCACGCUGGCGGUGGAAGGUGCGCUUGGCGAGAAGGUCUGCACCCUGCGACUGAGGGGCCAGGGCUCUCACGACGAGAGAUAUGUGUCCCCCCUCCAGCUCUAAGGCUCUGCCCUCAGCCACCUGGCUUCGGAAAUAAAGAGGGUCCGGCGCUAAGAACAGGUUUGCUGGGCAGGGGCACGGCCAGGGGAAUCUUGGCGGCGCCCCCACCCCGGGAAGACCGCGGCAAUCAGGAACCACUGCUCGGCCUGGCGGCCCUCGG